This is a messenger RNA of Symbiodinium sp. CCMP2456, 2877 nucleotides long. The record is from the annotation of a GenBank genome assembly. NCBI's taxonomy places the organism in Eukaryota, Dinophyceae, Suessiales, Symbiodiniaceae.
AUGCCGCCACAAAGACUGGAGACGCAACUGGGCAAUCCCCACGGUCGUCCUGCGGUUCCCCUCGGUGUUGAAGACCCGGUGCCGACUGAACACCCGAAGGCAGUAGAGAAAGACGGAGAAAGAGACGAGUUCGCCAAUCUGUGGGUUAACUUCGCAAGUAAGAUGCAGGCUUCGCGUCCAGGAAUUCUGCAUGGUGUGCAGGCCUCACAAGUGCUGCAUCACCUUCCGUGGGCGUGGCUACGCCGUGAUCUGAAUUCUUUAUAUGCUGUUAGCCAGGAGACAUCGAAGUUCGACCAGUUUUGGUCCCACAGCUGGAAGGGGGCGCUGUGGGCGAAGUACGUCAAUGUACUCUACCUUCAGACAGGCCUUGCAGCAAACGUUGCCGGCACGCUAAGUGCAAGUCUCGCCCUGGGCUUAGUCUCAGCAGGGUGGCUGGGAGCAAGAAGAGGAUUCUGCCUAGUGUUCGGCUUUGUGACCUUUUGCUUCACUCCCUUUCUCUGGCGCUCACGGAGGAUUGUGUUUCUAGAUAUCUUCUGCAUUCACCAGCAGGACCAGCAGCUCAAGGCAGAAGCCAUCAUGAGUGUUCUGGGAUCCAGCCUGGGUGACGAGAUUGCGAUCUGGUGGUGCGUCUUCGAAAUAGCUGCCUUUCUACAUAGCCGCACGAAAGGCAGCAAGGCAGUUCUGCAGAUUAUUCCUCCCUUACUUGGCCCAGCACUCCUCGGCGGCGAGAUCUUAUUUUGCCUAGCAUGUAUAGUGUAUGCCUACAGCGAAAUCGCUCUGGCAUCUUCGGAAGAUUCCAAGUUUUCGGCGGCAAUCCAUCUUGUUUUCUUUGGAGUCCUUGGCAUUCCAUGUUCAUUCUUCGUUUCGCACUCGCUUCGAGGGUAUGCACGCAGCGUUGAGACGCUGAAAGAGCAACUCUGCGAGUUCAAGGCUGCAGGCACGAGGAGUGCUUGUUGCGAACAAGGCCAUGAAGGUGAAGCUGAAAAACUAUGCGAUCGUGAGAUUCUUUUCCAGUGUAUCGCCCAUUGGUAUGGCUCGGUUGGCCAGUUUGAAUCACAAGUACAAUCUGAAGUGCGGACGGCCCUCACCGAUCAGCUUGCAGACAAUGCGAUCUCUUAUAAACGCAUCUUAUUGCUUUUCACUCCCUACGUCUGGCUCCGCUUUGAGUAUGCAGCUACCCACGCAAGCGAUCCCAUCCGGCAGAUAGUCGAAGUCGCUCGGACGCUCACAUACUGGCUGGCAGUGUUUCCCUUCAUGAACAAGCUUCUUUUCCGCUUGUGCUACCGCCUUCGAGCCCAGUGUUGCAUGCUGCGCUGGGACGUUCUUCUUUCGAUGCUCAUCGUGUUUGCAACGUUCUUGUUCUACUUCAUCUGCUACAUCAUCCAAGUCUUUGUCUUUCGGCAAAACGAGCAUGAGCUUGUGCCAAGCGUGAUCUCAGUGGUUACAUGGCUGACAUUUACAGCCAUCCUGUUGCAGUUCGACAAGAACCUCAUGGACGCCAUGUUCACACCCCGCAGUGCCCGCGGCGCCGCCACCACACCCCGAAAGUCGUGGACUGGGCCGAAACCGCAAGGGCUUUGUCUGUUGGACAACAGCCGUGCACACAAUGUUGCAAUCGUGCUCACGAAGCUUGCGAUGAGUACCAAGGAACUGAGUCAAGCGAUUCGCCUCUUCGACACAGGCUCCACGUGGCUGCGUGCCGACCAUGUUGAGCUUCUGACUGUGGCGAUGCCGACGACAUCAGAGGCGACGAAGCUGCUGGCGAACAAAGACAAGGAGGAAACCCUCCGAGACGUGGAGAGGAGGAUGCUGCCGCUCUGCAAUCUCAGCCCGGCGCGGAUAAAGGUGAUGAAGUUCGCGCUCUCCUACCAGACGAUCCGGGAAAGUUUGAUGGAGCGCUGCCAGGUACUACAGCAAGCGGCGGAGGAGUCAAGGAAUUCCGUUCCGUUUAGGGAGCUCCUGGCCAUCGUCCUAGAGGCGGGCAACUACAUCAACGGCGGCGACCAAGCAAAUGCGCAGGCAACCACCGACGCCUUUCAUUCGCUUAUGCAGGGCUUCUUUGACAGCUUAUCGGAGGUGGAUAGGCUUCGUUACAAGCUCCCGCUGUCCCAGGCGGGCAACACGAUGCAAAGUUUCGUGUCGCCCACUUACCUCGAGCUUCAAUGCCUUCUUGAAAGCCUCGACAAGCUCGUCGCAAAGCGGCAUCCGGUUGAAGUGCGCAAGCAGGACGGGGACAUUGUCGAGGAGAUUGCCAGAAAGCUCCGGGCUGUUAUGCUUUGCUGCGAGAAGUGGGAAGAACUGUUUCCCCAGCUGACGGUGGACUUGCAACCGAACUUGAUGUACCGCAUCCAUAUCUUCAAUGGCGAAGGGGUGGAUGUGCGCCUGCACCUGUUCUUCCAAGACGCCUCUGAAACCUAUGUGCACAGCCAUAGGGCCAACUUCCAUUCGGUGUGUCUAUAUGGAAGCUACGUCAACGAAAUCUGGGAUGUCGGUGAGGAUCGGCAGGGCGACUUUGGUGGCCACUUCGAGUUUAAUCGCUCGCAGGAUGAAGCCCUCAAGAAGCCCGGGGACAGGAAGUCGGGAUCACUUCUGUGCAGGACUUGCUGGAAGCAUUCGACUGGCAGUUCGUAUUUCUUGGAUGCCACGACCUAUCACAAGACAGUUCAGGAAAGUGGCAAGGCUUUGACUUUGUACAUCAAGGGCAAAGCCAAGCCUUUUCACACCAUCGCACUUAGCAAGGAAGAGAGACCUGACUGGAAAGGAACGAACUGUUUGGAAGAGAGGGUGGAUCCCUGUGACGUCAAGCGCAUCUCCAAGGACGCGAGCGACUUGCUGAGGAACGGCAUAUGCGACAGAUUCUUUUUGCCGCCCAUAUGA